This is a messenger RNA of Plasmodium gallinaceum, 1482 nucleotides long. RefSeq names its product GTPase, putative. Gene Ontology annotation, biological process: ribosomal small subunit assembly. Bases 1 to 1482 code for a protein of 493 amino acids. The record is from RefSeq and is a predicted model, not a curated record. The transcript has a single exon. Lineage: Eukaryota; Apicomplexa; Aconoidasida; Haemosporida; Plasmodiidae. Gene Ontology annotation, molecular function: rRNA binding; ribosomal small subunit binding; GTP binding.
AUGUUAAAAAAUAUAUUACUUAAUAAAAUAAAUACAAAAUUUAAUAAAGGUUUGUAUGUUCGUCAUUUUUCUAUAUUAGAAAGGUAUAUAAGAGCAAGACCAUAUUCCAAUGAAUUAAAAAUAAAUGAAGAAAGUGUAAAUGAAGAAAUAAAAGAUGAAAAUAAAAAAAAAGACAGUAAAUAUUAUCCACCAAAUAUAACAAGAGGAGUAAUACCAAAAAGUGCAUAUAUGAAUAUAUGGAAAAUACCAGAACAACCUGAAAAUCCUAAAUUCUUAAAAAUUGCCUUAAUUGGUCCCCCUAAUGCAGGAAAAAGUUCUCUCUUAAAUUCUAUUUUGAAUAAAACAAUUUCAGCAGUUUCUCCAAAAAUUAAUACAACAAGACAAGAUAUAAAAGGAAUAUACACAAAAGAUAAUGUACAAUUAAUUUUUAUUGAUGCUCCUGGUGUUAUUCCUUCUCACAAAAAAAAAAAGUUUUGUAAAGAAUUAGUUAGUUAUGCCUGGAAAGGAUAUGAAGAGGCAGACUUAGUUUUAUUUAUUGUUGAUACUGUGAAAAGACCAACAAAUGAUAUUAUUAGUAUUGUUAGAAUGUUAGCACCCAAACGAGUGGACACAGAUAGUAGUGAAAGUGAAGAAGAAAAUAAUGAGUAUGAUAGUGAAUGUAACAAUUAUAGAGAAAAUUUGAACGAAAAUAAUAUAAAUAAUUAUAAUGAAGAAAAUAUAGAAGGAAAUGAAAAAAAACAAAAUAAUAAUGCUAUUUCAAAUAAUCAAAAUCAUGAGGAUAUUUUUUUAAAAGAAAAAGAUGAAAAUAAAAAACUAGAAGAAAAAUUUAUAAAAUAUUUUUCAGGAAAAAUGCAAAAUGAUUUAAAUUACAGUGAUAAAAGCAUUAAAGAAAAUAUAUUUGAUAACAGAAAAAAAAUAAUAGAAUCUUAUUAUGACACACAAAAUAUAAAUAAAAAUGAAAAAAAAGUUAUUCCUCCAGUAAUUUUAGUUCUAAAUAAAGUAGAUUUAUGCACACACAAUAAAUGGGCUAAUGCUAGAGCAAAAGAAUUUAUGAAUAAUGGAGAUUUUGAUAACAUCUUUUUUAUAUCUGCAAAAUAUAACAAAGGAGUUGAAGAAUUAUUAGAUUAUAUUAUAAAAUAUAAGGCAAAAAAUCAUCUUUGGAUAUAUCCAAAAGAUACUAGUACAACUUUAACAAAAGUGCAAAUUGUUGAACAAUUGAUUAAUACUUAUUUAUAUUGUUGGUUUAAUAAGGAUGUUCCAUAUAAAAUUAAACAUCAUAUGUUAUCGUGGUGUGUAAAUUUAAAUAAUUGUUUAAUAAUAGAAUAUCAAAUUAUUGUAAAAAGUGAAAAAGUAGCUAAAAUGAUUUGUGGUGUUCAUAAUAAACUAAUAAUUAAUAUGAGAAAAAAUGUAUCUUACAAAUUAACUAAAUUGUGGGGAAAAAAUGUUUAUGUACAUAUUCAUGUAAAAUCUGUUAAUGUUUAA